AUGGAGCUAAGAGUCCAGGUGACAUUAUCACAAUGUAGAAGGGCUAAGAGAAAAGCACUUGCAUUGAUUGAUGGAGAUCUUAAUGCUCAAUACAAGGUAUUGUGGAACUAUUGCAAUGAGAUUGGUAGGACAAAUCCAAAUACCUCUGUCUAUAUGAAAUUGGUUGAAAAUGAGGUGCCCGACAAGCCUAAGAGAUUCCAGCGAAUUUACAUUUGUUUUGGUGGUUGUAAAGAGGGGUUCAAGAGUGGUUGUCGAAGAAUAAUUGGGAUCGAUGGUUGUUGGCUUAAGGGCCCAAUGUAUGGAACUCAAUUGUUAACUGCUGUUGGAAUUGAUCCAAAUAACAAUAUCUUUCCAAUAGCAUAUGCAGUUGUAGAGAAGGAAAGAAAGGAAUCAUGGGAAUGGUUUUUGAAUUAUUUGAAGAUUGACUUAGACAUUGAUGAUACUAGUACUUGGACCUUCAUGUCGGAUAAGCAAAAAGGUUUGAUUGAAGCGUUCAAUGAGGUAUUGCCAUAUGUUAGUCAUCGAUUCUGUGUGAGACACCUCCAUAACAACUUCAAGAGGGCCGGAUUCGGUGGUGACUCACUCAAGAAUGCCCUUUGGAAGGCUGCAAGAGCUACGACAGUAGAGUGGUUUGAUGAUUGCAUGGUUGAUAUCUUUGAUCUUGAUCCAGAAGCUGUUGAUUGGCUCAAGAACAAACCACCUACUGAAUGGUCUAAAUCUCACUUUUCCGAAACUGUGAAAUGUGAUACCUUACUCAAUAAUAUAUGUGAAUGUUUUAAUAGCAUGAUCCUUGAGGCUAGAGAUAAGCCGAUUAUCACUCUAUUGGAGAAGUUAAGGUACUUACUUAUGUCGAGGAUGCAAGCAAAUAGGGAUAAAGGUGCCCAGUGGAAUGUUGGUGAUAUUUUCCCUAGGAUUAAGGAUGUAUUGCACAAAAAUCAAGCUAAGGCAGCUGAAUUUAUUCCUAGGAAAUCAAAUGAGUGGAAUUAUGAGAUAAUAGGGGCAAGCAUAAUGAACAAUUGGGCUGUGGAUUUACUAAAUAGAAAAUGCAGUUGUAGGAGAUGGGAUCUAACAGGAAUUCCUUGCAAACAUGCCAUUGCCGCAAUUUGGGCUAAACAUGAUGACAUUAACUCAUACGUGGAUGAUUGUUAUAAGGUAGAAACUUAUAGAAAAAUCUAUGCAUUUUCUAUUCGACCUAUGAACGGUCAAGAGAUGUGGCCUAAGUCGAAAAACAUACCUCCUUUGCCUCCACGGUUGGUAAGACAAAGUACCAAAGGAAAAAAACAAAAGCAGCGGAGAAAAGAACCAGAUGAAGUGGGAGCAAGUAGACAAAAAAUGAGAAGGAAGCAAAAUAAAUUGGACUGUAGCUUAUGCCACAAACCAGGCCAUAAUAUAAGAACCUGCAGUUUAAAUCGUGUGUAUCCAGAUUCUCAUGAUGAUGAGACAACGCAACAAGGAUCGUCAUUUCCUAUUGUACCUUUUGCUCCUACAAAGCUUACGGUGAGAAGAGGACCUGCUAGCGAAGAACAUAUGAAAGCAACUCAAGAAAGUGGAGUGAAAAUUUUUGCUGCUAUAGAAGGAUAA
Messenger RNA from Lycium barbarum (goji berry), 1581 nucleotides. RefSeq lists its product as uncharacterized. Gene Ontology annotation, biological process: DNA transposition. NCBI's taxonomy places the organism in Eukaryota, Viridiplantae, Streptophyta, Magnoliopsida, Solanales, Solanaceae. The record is from RefSeq and is a predicted model, not a curated record. Gene Ontology annotation, molecular function: transposase activity; zinc ion binding; DNA binding. The transcript has 3 exons. The coding region runs from base 1 to 1581 and encodes 526 amino acids.